This is a messenger RNA of Sardina pilchardus (European sardine), 3155 nucleotides long. RefSeq names its product protein mono-ADP-ribosyltransferase PARP12-like. Gene Ontology annotation, cellular component: nucleus. Gene Ontology annotation, molecular function: metal ion binding; NAD+-protein mono-ADP-ribosyltransferase activity; NAD+ poly-ADP-ribosyltransferase activity. The transcript is spliced from 11 exons. The coding region runs from base 28 to 2037 and encodes 669 amino acids. NCBI's taxonomy places the organism in Eukaryota, Metazoa, Chordata, Actinopteri, Clupeiformes, Clupeidae. The record is from RefSeq and is a predicted model, not a curated record.
UUAUCAAACGGAUACACAGCAGUAAAAAUGUCAUCUUCGAUCGCUUCAUCUGUUUUGGCCAUCCUCUGUCAAAAUCAAGGGGGCUUAAAGUUCAGGCAGCUUAACCAAAUUCUUCAGAGAAAAACAGCAGUCGCGGAGCAUGUCUUGUUAAGUGAACUUUUGGACGAAAGUAGAUUUCUCAUGGUUUAUGGUGACGGUAACUCUGAUCCUAAUAGGCUGGUAAUCGCUAAAACGGCUAUACGAGUUUGCCAAUCCCAGAAAUGUCUUGACUGUGACGACUUCCUUCAUUUGUGUAGAUAUUUUGUCUGCGGAAAAUGUGGAUUUGGGGACAAAUGUAAAAAUCCACACAGCCUGGACUCCCAGACUAACAGGUCACUUCUGCGGAAGACAGGUCUGAGUGAUCUCAGCGUUGGGGAGUUGUGUUCCCUACUUCUACAGAACGAUCCGUACCUGCUGCCAGAGAUCUGCGGUCAUUACAACAAGGGCAUUGGAGAACACGGCUCCUGCAGAUUCAAGUCCAGCUGCACCAGUCUGCACGUGUGCCAGCACUUCCUUUUGGGAGACUGCAAGUUUGGGGCCACUUGCAAGAGAGCACACACGUUUGACGCCAGCAGCAUGAAGAUCCUGAACGGCAGAGGCCUCAGUCCAGAGAACAUCCGCCACCUCCAGCUGAUCUACAGGAACCGACUGCUCCUCAGUGGAGAGAGGCCGGUCACCGUGAAAACCAGCAUUACUAAACAAGUUACCAAGUUGUCCCUAGGACCCAAGCACCCACCCGUGCUACCUGCUGCAAAAGAGCGCUCACGGCAGACUUCAGGCACCUGCAUCAGUGAAGCUGACCACAAUGAAAUCUGCCUAUACUUCAUCCACAGAGGAUGCAGCUUCAAAGAUAAGUGCAUUCGUGUCCAUCACAAUCGUCCGUGCAAAUGGCAAUGUUUGGACAGUGAUGGUGUGACAUGGACAGACCUGCCUGAUCAGGAGGGGCUUGAGAAGGCCUACUGCAGCCCAGCCAGUGACAACAGCCCAGGGGUCCGGCCUGUGAACUUCCUCACCAUGACCUGUGCCGGCUCUCCUGUCCGCCGCCUGUCCACUGCGUCCUCCGUCACCAAACCGCCCCACUUCCUCCUGACCACCGAGUGGCGCUGGUAUUGGAAGGAUGACCAGGGGGGCUGGAAUGAGUACGGAGUCAAGGCCUACGGGCCCGCUGUGUCCUCGGUCACCUCUAAAUCCCUGGAGAAGGCUUACCUCUGCAGUGGUGACAGUGAGGUGCCGUUUGAUGCAAGAGAACAACAGUACAUAGUCUACCUGAAGGAAAUGUAUCAGCAGAACCAGAAAUAUAAAACCAAAAGGGAGGUUCGAAGGCGACCCUGUUUUCAAGACGUGCAGACCAAGCUAAAGAGUGAGUCCUCAGAAACAUCCAGCUCCUCCUCGGCAGAUGUGCCAGAUCACUGGGAUAAAACAGCUCAGCCCAACGGCUCCUACAAGCUUGUUCCUCUCUCAGCCUCCUCUGAUGAGUUCCAGAAGGUGGAGAAAUUGUUUAAGCACACAAUGCCCAACAGCACUGUUCGGAGUAUCAGAGGGAUACAGAACAGAUCACUAUGGAGAGUUUUUCAAUGGCAGAAGGAGUCCAUGAUGGAGAGGAGUGGGGGCAGGACGGUGCAGGAGCGCCUGCUGUUCCACGGCACAGACCCCUCUCUGCUGGAGGCCAUCUGUGACCAGAACUUUGACUGGAGGAUGUGCGGCGUCCAUGGCACGCGCUACGGCAAGGGAAGCUACUUUGCCAGAGACGCAGCAUACUCACACAACUACUGUACAGUCACCAGUAGCAUGAAGACCAUGUUUGUGGCUCGGGUGUUAGUGGGAGAGUUCACCAAAGGCAGCAGCAGUUUUGUGCGUCCUCCGGCUAAAGGAUCUGGCAAGCACCUCUACGACAGCUGUGUGGACAACAUCAGCAAUCCUGCUAUUUUUGUUAUCUUUGAGAAAUAUCAGAUUUACCCAGAGUUUGUCAUUGAGUACCAGAGUGAGGGGUUUAAAUAAUUGUGAGGGACCCCCUUGCAUUCCUGGGUAAUAGACUGGGCUAAUCCCCGGAUGUUUACCAUGUCUGCUUCCAUCCCUGUUGAGUACAGGUCCUAGACAUCAGAACUAGGGUUUGAUGUCUGCUCGGUGUGCUUCAGCAAACUUCUGAAUUAAGCAGUUUGGAUUCUCAUAGUCUCAUGUAUGUAGCCUUUGGAUGAACACAAGUAUGUUUCUGAAAGUCCAGAAUACUGGCCACUAAACUGUGCAUAAAAUAGAAAUAGACCAAAGAUCUGCUUAACCCUCUCUGAAUAGACUUUGAUGAGCAGCACACAUGCAGAAGCUCUUUUUAAAUUCAAAUCAAAGUUUAACAUCAACGUCGUUUUUAACUACCUGUUACUCUUAUGAUAUAACAUGAAAUUCACAGCACUGAAAAAUAUUCACAGCACUGAAUAAUAUAUUAUUGAUUUCAUUUUUAACUCUGAUGACAGUACUUGAUAGUAGGCUACACACUGUCUCAACUUUAUACUGUGCUUUCCUCUACCAUGGAGAGGGUACUACUGAUGUGGGCAAGUACUCACAUCAGUUCUCAGAUUGUGCACUGAAAAGUUACAGGAAAAAGCAUUCUGUACCCACUUAACAGCCAUCUGGUGGCUAUGCUGUACAGGCUUCUGAGUGACCUCUGUCAUUAAGGACUUUUGACAGAUGCCUACUGAGGGAGCACAGAAAGUGUUCAAGCUCUUGCCUGGUUGUAUUUUUCUACAUUGGGGCAAACCCUAGCACCCCUUUGGGAUCUAUGAACUUAUGUAGAGGAAAAACUGAAAUCACAGCUCUGUGACAACGGUUUGUUUUGUGUUGAGCCAAGAGGCCUUCACUAGCCUGGCCUAGCGUCUACGCUUAUUUUCUGAAUGAGAUAGCCUGUCUCCUAUUCACAAGUGAAAAGGGAGUUUGCCUUGGUGAAAUCAGGCUACUCAUGAAUGUGAAAAUAUCCUUUCUUAUGUGAAAUAUGCUGAUAACAACAAAUGGGUUAUUAUAACUUUACAUAACUAUACAUUCCAAUAUUAAUAAUUUAUCUUCUGUCUUGGUAUGUGUUGGUUGUGAUUAGCUAUCUCUAUUUCCAACACUAGCUUGCGUAAAUAAAG